AUGUCGCACCGGUCUGUGGUUAGGCCGGAAGAUCGGCAGGACGAUCUGCGAGACGCCGUCAAGGCGCUCCUUGAAUCCCAGCAACAGAUGCUGCUCGCGCAGUGCCAAAAACCACCACCACAAACGCUGGCGCUAGCGGCGGGGAGCCAGGUAUCGAACCCGGUACCCCAUAAUGUCGUCAAGCUGCCACAAAUCGACAUUCCGAAGUUCACCGGGGAGCGUAAGCACUGGCGCUCAUUUAAGGACCUCUUCUUGUGCACAAUUCACAGCCGUACCGACCUGCGGGAUUCGGUAAAGAUGCAGUACCUGUUCUCCUACCUGGACGGUGAAGCGAAGGGGAAAGUCGACUCGUUCUCGAUCAACGAUGGCAACUACCGUGAGACGUGGGACGCACUCGUGAGCUACUAUGACAAACACAAAUACACGGUGUUUGCCCUCGUCCGGGAGUUUGUCGACCAGCAAUCAGUCUCCAACGCCAAGGAAUUGAAGAACCUCGUGGCCACAUCCGACGACGUCGUCCGCCAGUUGAAGGCCCUAGGACGCGAGUACGAGUCACGGGAUCCGUGGCUUAUUCACUUGCUGCUGGAGAAGGUGGAUCGAGAGACGCGCUCACUGUGGGCGCAGAAGAUCAUCACCGUUGAGAACCCAAUUUUUGCAAACUUCCAAGAGUUCCUGGAGCAGCGGUGUGACGCGUUGGAGACGUGCUCGUUCAGCAAGAAGGCGGGCCCUGAAGUUUCGAAGAAGGAGUCUCAAAAGCCAACCCAAAGAAAAGGGCAAGCUUUUCACACGAGCGCUGCUGUGAGCUGCGCGAAAUGCAGUAAAGAUCACCCGACGUAUCACUGCGACCUGUUCAAGGCCAUGGACGUGGCCGGACGGCGGGAGCUAGUGUUCUCCAAAAAGCUGUGCUUCAACUUCACGCCCGAUUGUAAACAGCGACAUCACACGACGCUGUGCCAGCAGCGGCAGCAGCACAGUCAGGAACCGGAGAAGGCUGACCGCGAUCAUCCUCCACGCCAACCCGAAGAGACGGAGGAGGCCUCGUCGGUCUCGGCCAACGCAGCUCAAGCCAAGGCGACCAAGCACGAACCGUCGUCGGUGGCACUGCUGCCCACGGUGAUCGCCAACUUGGAAGGGAAGGACGGGAAGUUGCACCAGGUGCGAUGUCUCGUCGACAGCGGAUCACAAGCGUCGCUGAUUAAGGAGGCAUGUGUCAAGCGCAUUGGACUGAAGCGCACGAACGCCUCCCUGGAAGCCACCGGAGUGAACGGAGAAAUCGUCGGCACCACGGCCGGUGCAGUCACGCUGGUGAUGUCUUCGCGUUUCGACGGAGAGACCAAGCUCACCACGCAAGUCUACGUGUUGGGAAGGCUGACGGCCCAACCAGCGCUUCGAUCCGGACAGGUCAAGAAUCGCCAAGGAAUCCCCGUGGCCCAGCGUUCCAUCUUUGGGUGGAUGGUAUCGGGGAAGAUCUCCCAGCCGUUUCGCACAAGCAGUCACCAUGCAGUUCUCAACGUCGCCCAGGAGUUUGACAUCGACCGCACCUUGCGGUUGUUCUGGGAGGACCAGGAGAUCCCUGAAGGCAAGCUGCUGACAACCGAUGAGAAAAGGGUCAUCGAACACUUCGAUUCGACUCUCACGCGCUCAGAGAAGGAUGGCCACUUUAUCGUCUCCCCCUCGACGAUUCAAAGUGCAAACUGGGAGAAUCGCUCAACGCAGCAACCAAGCGAACGGUACGUUGCCUUCAUGCGCGAGUACCAGAAGCUGGGCCACAUGGAGGAAAUUCCCGAGACGGAGGUUCAAGCAGACUGCACCAAGUCCUACUACCUCCCACACCACGGGGUCGUGAAGGAUGACAGCUCCACGACCAAACUCCGGGUCGUUUUCGACGGCUCUUGCGCCACCACGACCGGAGUCUCACUAAACGACCUACUCUUGAACGCACCCAACGUCAACGCAGAUCUCUUCGAUGUGCUGCUGCGAUUCCGAACCUACCCGGUAGUGUUCACGGCGGAUGUUGAAAAAAUGUACCGCCAGGUCUGGGUGCAUCGUGACGACACGGACUAUCAGCGCAUCGUCUGGAGAGAGUCGCCCGACGAACCGAUCCGGCACUUUCGUACGGGUUGA
Molecule: messenger RNA, 2124 nt
Organism: Culex quinquefasciatus (southern house mosquito)
Lineage: Eukaryota; Metazoa; Arthropoda; Insecta; Diptera; Culicidae
Exons: 4
Coding region: 1-2124 (707 amino acids)
Source: RefSeq, a predicted model, not a curated record